UGCCGAAUGCCCAUGAAAUGCUCAUCCUGUGGUGGCCCUCACCCUCGGGCCCUCUGCACUCACCUGCUAUCCUCAAAACCUCAAUUUACCUCGAAACCUCCCCAAAGGCCUACCCAAUUUUAUAAUAAUGCCACCGAAAAUCCUCGGCCAUUCCAAUAUCCUACGAAAAUGCCAAAUAUUACCCAGCCAAAGCCAUUUGAUGCUCAUUUUGCCCAAUGCAUGCCUGAUACUAGACUUACCGAACCGCCUCAGCCUCCUUCCUCUCCGAACAAUUCAAAUGCCAACCAACAGACCUUUUGUUCCCAACUGAUAGCAACCCCAGUUAAAACCCUGCCCAGAAAGCCUACCCUGAAUAAAUGGUACAACAAAGUCAAAUCAUGUCAACAGCCUAUUUGUAACAACCGUAAUGUAAAAUGGAAACAACGCCCAACUACAACUACACCAAAAGCCUUGCGGGAGGGUCUUACGAAGAUGC
Meloidogyne enterolobii is the source of this 475-nucleotide messenger RNA. Lineage: Eukaryota; Metazoa; Nematoda; Chromadorea; Rhabditida; Meloidogynidae. The record is from the annotation of a GenBank genome assembly.